AAUUGAGCUAAUUAAUUAAGAAGAUGGUGCAGUACUUAUCUAGUUUAUUCAACACCUUGUCAAAGAAGAAUAGAAUUUUGGCAAAAGAAUCUAAGAGGAAUAAUCAACUUAUGCUGACAUCAUCAUCCGACGCAGUUAUUAUGAUAAAUCCCGAUAACCGUAAAAAUUACGCUGCUGGUUAUUCGAAACGAGGCAAGAAAGGGAUCAAUAAUCAAGAUUGUUUCAUUAUAUCGGAGGAAUUCGGGUGCCGAGAUCAAGACACGGUUUUUUGUGGUGUUUUCGACGGGCAUGGUCAGUGGGGCCACCUUGUGUCGAAAACAGUUAGAAAAUCGAUGCCGUCUACGUUGCUUUGCAAUUGGCAAGAAAAUGUUGCACUAAAUGCACAUGAUCUUGAUUAUGGAUUAGGGCAAGAAAACAGAGGGAAUAUCCAAUUUGAUAUGUGGAAGCAAUCUCAUUACAAGACUUGUGCUGACGUGGAUCAAGAAUUGAAACAAAACCCUCGUAUCGACUCUUUCUACAGCGGUUGCACCGGUUUGACACUUAUCCGACAGGGUGAUCUUAUGAUAAUUGCGAAUGUUGGAGAUUCUCGAGCGGUGCUAGCGACUACUUCGGACAAUGGAAAUUUGGUUGCAAUUCAGCUUUCGACAGACUUCAAACCGAAUUUACCUCAUGAGAGUAAACGGAUAGCAGAAUCGAGAGGGAGGGUAUAUUCUUGUCCAGAUGAAGUAGGAGUGCAUAGACUAUGGAUGCCGAGGGGCGAUACGGUAAAAGGUCCCGGUCUAGCUUUAUCGAGGGCGUUUGGUGAUUACUAUAUAAAAGACUUUGGUCUUAUUUCCGAGCCAGAAAUCACACAAAGAAACAUAACUAGUACAGACCAGUUCGCUAUUUUAGCUACUGAUGGGGUGUGGGAUGUUGUUACUAAUCAAGAAGCGGUGGAAAUUGUCGGAUCGACGAGGGGAAGGGCAGAAUCGGCAAAGAGAUUGGUCGAAUUUGCAGUUUGUGCUUGGAAAAGAAAAGGAAGAAGUGCUGUAAUGGAUGAUAUUUCAGCUGUUUGUCUCUUCUUUCAUUGUUCAUGAGACUAAACAAAAAAUGCUCUGUAAAAAAGAUGUUUCAUAUAUAUAUAUAUAUAUAUAUAGUUCCUUAUAGUUUUGGAUUGUUCAUUUGCAUUUGUUGUUAGUUCUUGAAUGAAUUCACCAUAAUGAACAAAAGCAGUGACAGAGGCCAAAUUCGAGGCGCAAUCAAUAUAUUAUUAUUACUCGUUU
Molecule: messenger RNA, 1262 nt
Organism: Erythranthe guttata (spotted monkey flower)
Lineage: Eukaryota; Viridiplantae; Streptophyta; Magnoliopsida; Lamiales; Phrymaceae
Source: RefSeq, a predicted model, not a curated record